Sphenostylis stenocarpa is the source of this 1008-nucleotide messenger RNA. NCBI's taxonomy places the organism in Eukaryota, Viridiplantae, Streptophyta, Magnoliopsida, Fabales, Fabaceae. The record is from the annotation of a GenBank genome assembly.
AUGGGUGAAGAGGGAGAAGAGGUGUCAAUAGAGAAGGAACAAAGCAUUGGAGUUUAUGCAAAUGAGUGGUUCUAUGAUCCGCGGUUUGCACUCAUGAAGAGACUUGGCAGCUCCGAUUCUCUGGGUGCUCUCAUGACCAUUUGUCCACCAACAGACGAACACAGUCCGAGGAACAACCACGUGUAUGGCAGGGAGUUCCAGUCCAUGCUGGAAGGACUAGACGAUGAAGGGUGUGUGGAGGAACCGGGACACCACGCCGAGAAGAAACGAAGACUUAGCGUGGAUCAAGUGAAGGCUUUGGAGAAGAACUUCGAAGUAGAGAACAAACUCGAACCUGACAGAAAGGUGAAACUGGCACAAGAACUUGGCCUGCAACCAAGACAAGUUGCGGUUUGGUUCCAAAACCGUCGAGCCAGAUGGAAAACAAAGCAAUUGGAAAGAGACUAUGGAGUCCUCAAAGCCAAUUAUGAUUCCCUCAAACUCAACUACGACACCCUCCAACAAGACAACGAAGCCUUACUCAAAGAGAUAAAGGAAUUGAAAUCAAGGUUGCUGCUGCAAGAAGAGAGCAACAAUGAAAGCGAUGUUUCGGUGAAGGAAGAGAUGAUAACGCUGCAAGAUAGUAACCCACUUUGUGAAACCGCCAUUCCUGGAUCCGAGUCUAAGGAUUUGAGUUACGAAUGUUUUAACAAGAGUGAUGAUAUUUUGGGGGGUUUCAAAGACGGUUCUUCCGACAGCGACUCCAGCGCGAUCUUGAACGAAGAGAUUGCGAACAACAACGACAACAGUCCCAACAACGCGACGAAUUCAUCUUCUGGGGUUAUGCAAAGUCAGAGUUUUUUGUCGUCGUCUUCUCCGAUGAACUGUUUCCAGUUCCAGAAACAGUUUCCGACGCAGUACGUGAAGAUGGAGGAGCAUAACUUUCUGAGCGCGGACGAGGCGUGCAAUUUCUUCUCGGAUGAACAAGCGCCCACGCUGCAGUGGUACUGUUCAGAGGAGUGGAGUUAA